This is a messenger RNA of Gymnodraco acuticeps, 5852 nucleotides long. RefSeq lists its product as uncharacterized. Bases 38 to 3007 code for a protein of 989 amino acids. The transcript is spliced from 2 exons. The record is from RefSeq and is a predicted model, not a curated record. Lineage: Eukaryota; Metazoa; Chordata; Actinopteri; Perciformes; Bathydraconidae. Gene Ontology annotation, molecular function: protein binding; GTP binding.
CUCCUCCACAGUGCAUGGGAAGCCGGCUGAGAUUUGAAUGCCGUGCUUCCGCGUGAGUUUGUCAAACUCCCCAUUUACCAUGGCGUCAGACGCUGGCCGGCGAGACACAGGCAGGAGAAGAAGCCGACUAAACACCCCACAAACACCACCAAAAAGCACGAAAAGAAUGACUUUGUGGGACCGUGAGGAUCUUAAAAAGAAUAUUGAAGAAAGACCACAGAGCUACAAUGAGUUUGAUUUAGUUGCAUCUGAAUCAAUUGAGGACAAAUCUUCAGCACUAAAUGUUGAAGCAUCACUGAAGGCAAGUUUCUUGUGUGGACUGGUAAAGGUUGAAGGAUCAGCCAAAUACCUGAACGAUACUAAAACUUCCAAAGAUCAUGCCAGAGUAACACUGAAUUACAAAACUACCACAAAGGUCCAAGAACUGUCCAUGAAUCAUCUUGGGAGAGGCAAAGUUAAGCAUCCAUAUGUCUUUGAUCAAGGAAUAGCAACACAUGUAGUCACAGGUAUCCUUUAUGGGGCAAAAGCCUUCUUAGUCUUUGACCGUGAGGUGUCUGUCAACGAGAACCAUCGAGACAUUCAGGGCAACUUGAAAAUUAAGAUCAAGAACAUUCCCUCCCUGUCAAUAGAGGGCGAAGGCUCGCUGAAAAUAGAAGCCGAGGACAAAGUAAAUGAUAAGAAACUGUCCUGCAGAUUCUUUGGAGACUUUUUCAUUCAGAAACCUCCGACAUCCUUUCAGGAGGCAGUAGAGGUGUACCAAAGUCUGCCAAAGCUGCUGGGAGCCAACGGGGAAAACGCAGUACCAGUGAAGGUCUGGCUGUUGCCUCUGACAUGUUUAGAUUCUACUGCCGCUAAACUUGUCCGUCAGAUAAGUAUAGGAUUAGCUGAAGAAUGUCAGAGUGUCCUGGAGGACUUCAGUGACCUGGAAAUGAGGUUCAACGAUGCACUGAGAACCAAAACUGCACAGCAGUUCCCACAGAUUGGAAACAAACUCAAAACCUUUAAACAGAGGUGCUCUCAGUUCAAACUGGAAUUCCAACAAACCCUGGCAAAGAAACUUCCAUCAAUCCGAGGAGGAGGAGAAGAAGAAGCUGUGCUCGCAGAGGAACUGAGGAAGACAUGUUCUUCGCCUUUCAACAGCAAGGACCUGAACGAGUGGAUGGACUGUAAGGAGAGAGAAAUCUACACCGUGAUGUCUCUGACCGACAUGAUGACAAACACCAAGAUCAUCUCAUCUCAAAUAGACCUGUACAAAGAAAGCUUCAAAGCAGAGCAGGCUGUGUGUUUCGUCUUCACCUCGCUGGGAAGAGAUGAACCGUACCUCUCAACUUUAUCAAACUACCUGAAACAAACACCCAAACCAGACGAUGCCCAAGAUCCACACCCUCCAGAUCAAUGGUACAAGUCAAGAAGAGAGAUGGGAGCAAUGCGGCAUAAAGCAAAGCUCUUCAGUGAUUUUGCAGAGGCCAACAAGGAGAACAAGAACAUCACAUUUCUGACGGUGGGUUUAACAAACGAGACACAGAAAGGUGCCAGCAUCUACCUUUACACAGACGGCCUUUCUGUCAAUGAGAACUUUGAGCCGCCUUCAAAGCCUGCAGCAGUAACAGGAAGUGAUAUAAACCACAACAGUGUGACGCUGAAGAUUUCUCCACCCAGAUUUGGAGCAGAGGACAUCAUCUCCUACUCUGUUGAGUACUGUGUCAGAGGAGAGGACGGCUGGAAACAAGAGACAGCAUCCAGAGCUGAAGAAGUCACAGUGAGCGGCCUGAGUCCUAACACAGAGUACAGGUUCAGAUGCAGGGCAGAGACACCAGUAGGUGCUGGGCCAGCCAAUGAAGUCAGUGGAUCCAUUCAAACCUUACCCUGCAGCCCUCCUGGAGAACUCCACGUUGAAUCUACCUCAGGUGAGAUAUCAGUCAGCUGGGAGAAACCUGCUGAGCUCGGACAAGAUGUCCACGAUUUGAGCUACAUCGUGGAGUACGCCAAACCAGACCAACAGGGGAAAGAGGAAGAUCUCCACUGGGAGCAAAUGAUGGCGGGAGCUGAGAAGGCGAUCAUUUCAGGACUUCAGCCAGAGACAGAAUACGCUGUCAGGGUCAGGUGUGAUUGUGGUGCAGCUGGAAGAAGCAAAGAAAGCAUCGCUGUUAAUGUCCGCACAACUAAACGUGCACAUCUCACAGAAUCCCUCAAAAGUAAAAGCAAGAGGAUCAACUCUGAAUCUCCCUCAGUUUACAAACUGCCUCUGACAGAAGAAGACAUGGACGUUGAAGGAUGCCGGAGGUACAACUUUGGCAAGGAAAGCAUGAAGCAAAAUUGUAAAAUAUUGCUUCUUGGAACAACUGGAUCUGGAAAUUCCACUCUGAUCAAUGGACUCAUCAACUACAUUGUUGGUGUAGAGUGGGAGGACGAUUUCAGAUUCAAGUUAGUUGACGAGGAUCAGUCGAGAUCUCAAGCUGAGAGCCAGACCUCUGAAGUCACUGUGUACAAAAUCAACCACCAAGAGGGCUUUAAAACCCCUUUCUCUCUGACCGUUGUGGAUUAUCCUGGCUUUGGAGAUAAACGCACAAAAAGCGAGGAGGAGAUCACAGAACCGCUAAGGAAUCUCUUCUCUUUAGAGCGUAGCGUCAGUGAAAUUGACGCUGUGUGUUUUGUAGUUCCAAAUGAUUUAGCUCAGAUGGAUCAAAGUAAUACAUCGCUGUUUUAUUCUCUGUACAAAAUACUUCACAGCAGUAUUACAGAUAAAAUCCAGGUUCUGGUGACAUUCGCAGACGACCACCGCCCACCAGUUCUAGAUGCGAUCAGAGCUUUAAAACUCCCAUGUUCCCAAACGGAAUCUGGGCUGCCAGUUUACUUUAAAUUCAAUCAUUCUGCAUUGUUUGCACAGAACCAAUCAUCGGCUGCGGGUUACUCUGGUAGGGAUGAGGAAAAUGGAGGCUCUGGUCAGAUGGAGAGGUUCUUUGUUGCUUUACAUAAGUUAACAACCAAAAGAUCUCAGAGAAAGUAAGCAGCUCCAGAACACAACUGAGAGUACGGUUAGCCAAGCUUGAGGAGAUAAAAUAAACACAACUUAAACUGCAUGAAGCGGAGAUCGGCGAAAAUGAGAAUUAUAAGAUUUGAAGUCGUUGUCACAAGGCCUGUUCGAGAAGAUAUAUCUGGUUCUGGAAUUUAAAUCAACAACUGUCAGGACUCCAAUGACAUUUUAGUGGACAGUGUCUAUUUGAUCCCAUUGCACUACAAUAUUGUUUAUCUGCAUCAUUGGCAGAUGUGCAAUCUCUGUGGUAAAAUCACACACCAAAAUGUUAACCAGAAGUAUAGAUGGGAGUUUAGGGAGUUUAGAGAAAAACAAUCAUUGGAUUGAAAAGAAAAGUACUUGAAGGCUUUAAAGGCUAAGGGAACUGUUCAGAAAUCGAGCGACCAACUGAAGGCUGAAUAUCAGCGUCUUCAGACUUGUAAUGGCAAAUUAAUGUGUUCCCAUGUCCUAUUUCCGUUUGCCAUUAUAACUCAGGUUUGGGUAAUCGUACGCAGACACAAACACAAUGAUUCUCCAGUCGGCAGAUGCAGUUUAGUUGAGGUUCAUUAAGAGUUUCACAAUACCAAUGUUGUGGUGAUGAAUGAGUUGUAUGGGUUGUGAUAGAAACUUCUGAAGCAAUGGAGACGAGGCUCAGAGAGACACGAGGAGAGCAGGAACUUUGAUGACAAACAACUGAUGGUUUAUUUGGAGCUUCGGCCGGAGAAUUCACAAGACAUGUCGUGUGCCACGAGGUGAAACAGCUGCUGCCAAACCAAUUCUGAAGAUCUCUCCAUGUAUUUAGCUAGUUCAGAGAGAAUAAUCAACUUUGUGCAUAACAAGAUAAAAUCAUAACAACUCUAUCAGCUGACGCCAACAGGCAGGAAUAUGAAGACAAAACACUGAGAGCACCCAAGGUUGUGCUCAGCGAGGGCAAACUGAUAAACUGGGUCAAAGUUCUGGGCCUUGGAAAAUAUUUCCCCAACAUGGGUGUUUCUGCCGGGUCUGUAGUUCUGGUGUCUGAGGCGUCUGAAGCUAAUCACCGCCACCAAGUGUUCAAAAAUGAUAUUGCAUUUUAAAUACAAAACUGUCUUUCCACACACACAUAAAAUGGCUCAUACAAGACUAAAGUGGUUAAAUGAAUGCAGAGGCUGCUGAGUGUCUGAACAGACAAGGAGAGAUUGCACCGAAGCCAAAUCCUCUCUCCACUCCAGAGCACAUUGACCUGCUGAUUGAGGGAGAGAAAUCUGAGGCCAAGCCAGGCUGGAAGCAACGAGUCCAGUACCUGAUAGAGGUGAGAGGACAAGCAGAGCUCAUGGGUAAAGUAGGCAGAGAAGAAAACCUGCUUGAUAGUGAAGAAUAUUUAACUGAGGGCAUCAAGACCAGCUCCAACUAAGACCAAGACAAGAGCUGAACAUGAUUUCAAAGAAGAGACGUGUAAAUACACAAUCAAACAAGACAGGAUGGUGAGUGAUACUGAUCAAGAGUCCUUGAUGGCCAACACAACCAAGUUACCAUGACACAAAUGUUCAUGGGUCAUUUAUUUUUAUUUUCUGUUCUUACAAAGUUAUUGUUUAACUGUUUUUUAAAACAUUAAGGAUUACAUUUUUCAAAGCAAGAUGGUUGGUCUUGAAGAAAUGCUGAAGGAGAGCCGAGAGAAGCUCCUCCAGAGUCCAAAGGGAUCACAAAUCCUUUGGAUCAAAACCAAACCAAGACCAAACAGAUGCCAGCAAGACCAAGAGGAGAUCUAUCAACGAACUGGAAGACGUCUGUGUUUUCAUAUCUGAGAGGAUCUCACCAGCCCUGGGACCCAUCUACUUCCUGUUUGGCAUGUGUGUUGCUAUGGACCAGGGGGAGCUGCUGCCCCGUGUGAGGCGGUUUGGAUCAGCGGUUCUUUAGGAAUAUGAGAGAACCCGGUCCACCCAGCGCUGAGGUGGAAUGCAGUUCAAAGUGAAAUGUUGGACUCCUUCCUUCACGACUCUACUCUUUACUCUUCUGCAUCGGGUACCUUUACAUUUAUUACUAUAGCUUCAUUUUGAUUAUACUUUACAUACUUUGACCUAUGUGACGUUUUGAAUGCAGGGCUUCUACUUGUAACAGUAUCUAAACAAUGUGGUAUCAUAACGUUAACCAAUGUAAAGAAUCUGAAUACUUCUUCCGUCACUGAUACAACACAUGAAGUCCAAAUAGACCCGCACUUAGAGCUCUAGUGUUAAUCAAUGAGUUAUAAAGCUUUAUUGUUCUCCUGCUCAAACAUCUUCCUGCAGGAGCAAUCUGCAUGUUCUGUUGGACAGGAAGUCAAAUGUACCAUGUGAUGAAAUGUGAAAGUGUGAUUGUUUUGAGCAGAAAUCAUUAACGUCCUGACACCAUUACCACCAAUGUAAAAGAUUAAACCUGCAAGUUUAUUAAAAGUUUAUUUUCUAUUAUGAUCAUUUACAAAUAUCAGAUUAUUGCUAAAUGUUUUUUCUGCUCUUCAUGUUAUUUUCUUUGAGAUUUGUAACUCUACGUGACUUUUGUUAAUGUUGAUUGUAUUGCUGAGUGUCCUGAAAUGAUACGUGGCUCCUGCUGGAUGAUAGAGACGUUUCUAAACGUUAAACAAUAACUCAGACUAAUGGAACGUUUAUUUUAAUCAGAACAACCGAUAUGAGAAUAAGGAGAUUAAAGAAGAUCAACAGCUGAAGGGAAAAAGAAUAACUUUUAAAUCUUGUAUUUUUCACAUAAAGUUUGAAUUUAUUUCCAUUGUAAUCGGUUUACUCUGUUGUUGUUUUAACGGGUUAUCAGCUUCCUGCUUAGUUUAACAUUUUUACUAUUAGUUUAAUAUUCUUUGAGUUUUAAAACAUUA